Messenger RNA from Drosophila takahashii, 5426 nucleotides. RefSeq names its product anastral spindle 1 (gene ana1). The record is from RefSeq and is a predicted model, not a curated record. NCBI's taxonomy places the organism in Eukaryota, Metazoa, Arthropoda, Insecta, Diptera, Drosophilidae.
GAUACAUCGUGAGUGGAGGAAUUUUUGAAGACGUUGUUUGUUUGAUUUUACGCUCAAACUAAGUUUUUUUUUGUACUGCGUAAAUGCUGCCCUUUAUCCGAAUAUAUUCAAGACAUCGAUAGAGCAGAUGGCUCUGCAGGUGACAGUAAAUGGAAAGUUCGGGGCCAACUUGAGGCGGCCCGUCAGCCGACUGGACGAUCCCGAGCGGGUGCGCAAAGACCUCGAGAGUCAGCGUCGCAUAACCCGUUUGCAGCAGGUGCGUGAGAAGUCCAACCACCUGGCUCGCCACAUACGCGAGGAGGUGGCGGCCGAGAAAAAGCGUCAAAUCGACAAACUGGAGCAGGUCAAGCAAAAGGAGCUAAAUGCGUGGCGUGAGCAUGUUUUGGUCAAAAAGCACCAGGACUACCGCUCGGCCAUUUUCCAAGUGGGCGCCGCCCACCGUGCCGCAAGGGAGGAAAACGAGCGCAUCGAGCAGCAGAAGCAGGAGAGAAUCGAGAAAAUCCAAAGGUGCCGCAAGCAGGCCUUGAAAAGAUCAGGAAAAGCCAGUGUGGAGUUGAGAGCCACAAACGGAAUGAAUCUGAAUGCGGAGGGACGUGCGACGGCGGGCACACAGACGCCCGUGGUGGAGGACAAGGAGAACCGGUUGGCCAGUGGCUGUCACAAGCCGUGCUGCAAGGGAAAACGCAAAAGGACAGCCAGCUGCAGUUGUGCCGCCACCGAGGAGGAAGGGGAGGAAUCCUCCGAAGACGACUCUUCCAUCCUAAUCAGCGACAGCCCCACCAGCAACCGGCGUCUGCAGAAGACUCCGCCCGUAAUACUGGACGUGGAAAUAGAAGAAACCAUUUCCGAGACCCACAAAAACCCUGAGGGUUUAGAUAUCAACGAUCGGCACAUUCAAACCAACCGCAAAUUCAGCCAUGUGGUGAGACCCAGUGAGGAUGAAGUCCAGCGACGGCCGAGGUUCACCCAGAUCAGCGAUCUGGUGAGGAGAACCGAGACCACUACUACUAUACGAACUGAUCCAGGGCAGCAAGGGGAAGCAGUAUCUGCUCCGCCAAGUCCCACGAAAUCCCUACCAAGAUCGCCCAGGAAAACUUUAGAGCGUGAGGAAGCAGUUCCCGCUGCAGCGCCCAGAAAAUCACCGACCAGGGCGGCUACAGGAUCGCCCAAGAAAACGUUGACAACAUCACGUAAUCAGAAUACAGCCAAGCGAACGGUCUUGAAAUCGAAUCCAGCUCCUGCCAAGGUUAUAGAUGCGGGAAUUCGAAAGGGUCAGAAGCCUCAGAAGGCCCCAGCCACUCUGCCCAAAGUCACAGCCAUACAGGAGCCUCCGCGAAACCUACAACCCAUUCCGGAGCAAAACAUGCCAGCUAUGCCAAAUCCCACGAUGACCCAUUGUUAUCCCGUGCCGCAAGUUCAACCAUAUAUGCACCCAUAUGCCCAACAGCCGAUGCAACCAUAUGCGAUGCCAUAUUCAAUGCCAUUUCCCAUGCAACCGCAGUAUCCACAGCAUCAGCCGGUGUAUGCGCCGCAGCAAAUGAUGCCGCAGCAGCCAGUGGUUCAUGUUCCAGCUGUAACUGCUCCACCAAGCACGGCCACGCAAUCGACCGUCUCCACCACCACUUUUGUCAUGUCGACGCGGGGCGAUCCGAAGACCACUCAAUCCGGACGCGUUCAGUUCUACGAUCAUGGCAAUAAAUACCAUCGAACGUACGAUGCUCCAACGCAAACAGUGCAGUGCAAUGAGAAGGAUGCCGGCCAACUGACUGCAAUGGAUCAUGCUCGCAUCGAGAACCAACUGAGGGAACUGCGGGAACAAGAACUGGACAAACUCAGAAAAAUCAGCAACGAUCGUGGUCAGAAGGCUCUGGAACGCGAGCAAGUGCGUCGGGAUUGUGCGGAAUUGACCGAGAAACUGGAUGCCCUCACCCAACAGCAACCACAGCUUUUGCCCAGCGAUGCCAACAUUAUACCGAGCCAUCGGUUCGCGGAUCAGGCUGCGAGGCGGGAGCAGAAAAUGAACGAGGCCAUGGAGCAGAUGCUGCUGCGACCGGCCAUAAUCACCUGCCCAGAGGUGCGCUCUAAACCCACUCCUCCAAACACGUCGCGUAGCAAAUUGAACAAUCCGGCGGCACUCAAUGUGGGCGAACCGCCUAUUCAAAUGGGUCGCGAUAAUCUCGGCAGCACAGAGAGCUGCUGCUCCAUCCUCCUCGACUAUGUGGAUGAUCAGAGCAAGCAGCUGAGGUCCGACUUGAAGGCCGAACAGUCCAACUCCCUGAAAUCCAUGAGGUUGCGGAGUUUGCUUGAGCGUAUCGAAAAGAUCCGCGUUCAGUUGCUGGAGGAGCUGAAGGCGGGCGAGGCAGUCGGAUCGAGGAGUGACAACGCACAGGAGAUGAUCGAUAAUAUACGGCAGGAGCGAGCGGAUAUUCUAUCCGAGAGAACCAAGACGCUGAACGAACGAGAGUCUGAUCUGCAGCAAAAGGAGGCUAUUCUGGAGCAGCGUCUAAGGAAGUUCUACAAAGAGACAAAAAGUAAAAAAUCCAGUGAAGGGGAUCAGGCAAAACCAUCCUCAAGAGAUGACGGUCCACUGGAGAUCAUCAUCAAAGUAAAGAGCGACGGCACGGUAAAGCAAUAUGUACCGAGAGGUAAAUCGAAAGUAAAAGCCAAACCGGCAACCAUCGAUAAUGAAAAGGAAGUACCACUGGAAGCAGAACCAGAAAAGCAGCCAGAAAGGGAAAACGGAAAGCAAACCCUGUCACAGGAUCACCGACAGAUAUCCAUAGAUUCUAACUCCACCGCCUAUCGCAGUCUGCCGCCGGUGAGCUACAAGAGUUUCAAUCCGGGCAUGGGUUCCAUGCCUUCUCCGCCGGCUCCUCCUCCUGCAUCGGCACCACUGCAUCCCAUGGUUGUCCAAUAUAUAAAUCGCCUGCUCGGAAUGACCCGUCACAGCAUAGAUGAAAUGGGUGUUAGCUCCUCGUAUGUGGCCACACCCACGACAUCAAUAAUCAACUCAUCGAGAAACAUGACGCCUUGCGUCGAGGCUGAAACGGGGAGAACUGAGGCAACUCCGGAUGAUGCGACUGCGAUGCAUGAGCAGCGCAUGGAACGGGUGCAGACCUUCAUUGACGACAAUCGCAGCUUUAUCAAUGAGUUGGAAGACUCGAUUCGUUGCCAGCAGCAAAUGCAAAAGGAGCAGAAAUCCCAGGACAAGGAGAAGAGUAUACGGGCAUUUGAUCAGUUAUGGAACAAGCGAUUGGCCAAGAAUCUAGAAGAAUGUCAGCCAAGCACCAAGGACAAAGAGCAGAUAAGGGAAAUGAUGCAGGGGGAAAGAGUAGCUUCCCAGGGAGAGAAAGUUAGGCAGCAGCGAACAAACGACAAAGUGCAACAGCAAAGAGAUCAAAAGGGCAAGAAACAGAGUCCUGGCGGAAUAUCUCUAAGCCUCCCAACCGAUGUCGCCAAGAGUACGCCUCGCUUUGCAGCCGAUAAGUCGAAAUCGCAGACUGCCAGUGAAGAGUCCUCUGCCCGGAAUAUGGAGCGUUAUGCGCAGCUCACGGAGAAUUGCACGCAGCGAAUUGCAGAGCUCACGGAUCUGAUUACCAAGGUGCGCGAGGAGAAGCAGCGACUGGUGGAAGUCACUCUCACUUCGAACAGUGAUGGUGAGCGCCAGUCGACGGAGUACUUUGACCUCCCGAAUGGACAACGACAAGCCAGAUGCCGGACUUUGUCCGAUCGCAGUGAUUCCCAAACGCCCUCCACAUCGGAGGCGUUGCCUCUACAGAAGAAUAAACCAACGGCAGCCAGCAGGGAUAGUGGCAUAGCGGACUCGCGUCCCAUUACCGCCCAGGGACAGGUUAACGUAGAUGCGGAACCCAUCUCGCUGAAUUCCUCGACGCAAGGCAAUACGGCUCGCGGGCGAAUGAAGGCUCCGCCGGCCACAAUUCGGCGCUACAGUCCUCAACUGAAUGCCGAGGAUCUGGCGCACGAGCUGUCCACGAUUACGGAAGUGGAAACGCCGGGACAAUCGCACAUAGUUGCCGCUACUCCAGUGCCCAAGCCGUUUCCCAGCUUCGAUGAGUACGCCAGGGAACUGCAGCUGGAUUUGGCCCGCUUGGAUGCGGAUCAGAGCCAGCGCCUGCAGAGCGAAUUCAAUGAAUUGGUCCACGUUAUCAAUCAGCGCACCGAAGGAGCUGACUACCGUGAGUUUCCUAGCAUAAAUGCCUAUCUCCAUAACAUGACCAGCACCCGUAUCCACCUGGAGAUAGGUCAGGACGCCACUCUGUCGCCGGGAGAACUGAUGCGACAACUGCGUGUGGUCGAUGAGAAUAUACAGGACUUCCCCAAACGGCGGGAGUACCUGCAGAAACUGCUGGCCCGGCAACCCGCCGAUCAGAGGGAACUGAUUGACAGUGCCAGUCUCGAACAGGAUUCUUCGGAUUCCUUUAACGUAGAAGAAGAACUGCGCAAGCGAAAUAUCCUGAAAAACUCAUUUCGACGUGGUAAUGCGACGGAUCAGGAAGUGGCCAGCAGCACGCGGCGGGAAAGCGUCGCCCCGGCGAGAAACGAUCCACCCAACGAGAGUGGCAUUGAUCCGCUGUCGGGCAGCAACUUUUCCAGCGACGCGGAGCAGCGAGCACAGUGCUGGCAUGCCACAAUGCAUCAGAGGCAACAGCAGGCGGAUGAGUUGUGCAGCAGCACCACCACCUCCUCGCCGGAACGGCCUCCACGGAAGUCGAGGCUGCGUGGAGGUCAGGAUCGGAGUUACAGGUCCAAGGAUGACUCUACUACGGUGCAGGAUGCAAGUCAGAUAGGAAGAUCCCUCAACCUAAGGGAAUUCCUCACUCGGGAGCUCCUGAAGCAUCGGGUGCACAACGGCGACACUUCGGAGUCAUCAGAUGAGUCCUUGAGGGGACACUUCCUCAAGUCAGUUCUACACUCACUCUCGCCCAGCAGCAUUACGCAAACUCCGGGCGUGGGCCAAAGCCAUGCCACCGGAGCCACCAACGACAGGCAAAAGACGUCCACGCCAGUGGGAUCAUUCCUCUCCAUUCCAGAGAAAUCCGGGUCCGUUAACAGCACUGGCACUCAACUAUUCUCCGGGGAGAGUCACAUCUCCCUGGUGAACUAUCCAGAUGGAACGCCACCCAUUCCUUAUGAACAAAAAAGUAAACAGAGUACAAACCAAACUCGCCAAUCCUCAGUAAAGACAUCCCAUCGAAAGUCACCUCGAAAAUGAUCGCACAGCUUUGCUCAAUUCGUUUGCUUAGGUUUUAAAUUGUAUUAUCGAUUUUUAUGACAAUUAUUUAUAUUUUAAUAAACUUUUUGCAAUUAUGUAUCCAAAAAAUGACCAUCGAAAACGAUUUAAAUUUUAUCACCAAUUUGUAUGAAAAUUAUUUAUAUUUUAAUAAACUCGUAAAAUAUUUAUUCAA